Molecule: messenger RNA, 2090 nt
Organism: Aspergillus versicolor CBS 583.65
Lineage: Eukaryota; Fungi; Ascomycota; Eurotiomycetes; Eurotiales; Aspergillaceae
Product: putative ubiquinone biosynthesis monooxgenase (Coq6)
Exons: 2
Coding region: 325-1869 (514 amino acids)
Biological process (GO): ubiquinone biosynthetic process
Cellular component (GO): mitochondrion
Molecular function (GO): 2-octaprenyl-6-methoxyphenol hydroxylase activity; oxidoreductase activity, acting on paired donors, with incorporation or reduction of molecular oxygen, NAD(P)H as one donor, and incorporation of one atom of oxygen; FAD binding
Source: RefSeq, a predicted model, not a curated record
UGAAUGUCAGAAUCCAAUAGCGUCCACUUGCAGUUGCUACGAGCCAGUCAGAUAAGAUACGGCGGCGAUGAGCCUCAGCCCCUUGAGGUCAUGAUCCAGCGGCAAUUUCCAGGGAUUAGGUCGCGGCGGAACUCUGGGAUAGUAAGAACAUGGCCAUCUUAAAAACUAGAGCCGGAUGACAUGCAAGUUGUUAGGAGAAUAAUACCAGAUCUUCAACGUUCCUCCAGAUACAAAUGACGUUUGUCUUGUUUGCACUGAUCUUAUGAUCGACCGGCAAGAAAGAUUCCAGGAAUCCCCUCUUGAACCUCAAACAACCACCUCACUAUGCGGCCAAUUCCUGCUUCGGCCCUCCGGCCGUACGUUUGCCCAUCGUGCCGUUCAUCGCGUGUCUUCAAUAAGAGGAGAUUUGGCACAAAACCAGCUCCGGUAACAGAUGUCUACGAUGUAGUCUGCGUUGGGGGCGGUCCUGCUGGUUUGGCGCUCCUGGCUGCUCUCCGCGCAUCGCCUGCGACAUCAAAGUUGAAGGUCGCCCUCGUCGAAUCGCAAGACCUAGACAAAGCCCGCUCUUGGAAGCUCGGCCCGCAGCAGUUUUCCAACCGAGUCAGCAGCCUUACACCCUCAUCCGUGUCCUUUUUGCAGAAGACUGGGGCCUGGGAUCACUUGGAUACCGCGCGGACGCAGCCAUACCAGGGCAUGGAGGUUUGGGAUGGAGAAACGGGGUCGAAGAUCUCGUUCGACUGGUCCUCGGAAACCUCACCAUUCGAAGACCUCCGCACCGUUGCAACAAUGACGGAGAACGCCAAUCUCGUACACGCCCUCCUUUCGCGGAUAGCUGCUUCCGGUGACGAGAACCUUUCCAUAUUCUCCAAAUCCACUGUAUCCUCAAUCGAGAAUGGCACUGCGGACGGGCCGGAUGGCGCCGACCUCUCGGCAUGGCCCGUACUUUCUAUUGCCCCAGCUGGAAACGCAACUGAGUCUACGGUAUCGCCAUCUCGAAUUGCUGCAAGGCUCCUAGUCGGAGCGGAUGGUAUCAAUAGCCCCGUCCGUCGGUACGCCGACAUUGCUACGGACGGCUGGGAUUAUCAACGUCACGGAAUCGUUGCAACUCUUUCUCUCGCCGAUAAAGUUCCACCUCUGUUCCCUAUCGGCACAAGGACAGCGUACCAACGGUUUCUACCUUCCCUCGGCGGUCCGAUUGCCCUACUCCCACUGCCGAAUAAUAAUGCCACGCUGGUUUGGUCCACUACGGUCGAGAAUGCGGCCUACCUCAAGUCACUGUCCCCGGGGGCAUUCAUAGCCAUGGUGAACGCAGCAUUCCGUCUACCUAUGGCUGAUCUUCAGUACAUGCUGCGCAUGGAGCGCCCAUCCACUCCCAUCACCGACCUGGACGAAGACCCGCACGAGAGCGAGUUAACCUGGCGCCUCCAGCACACGCCCUCCGUCCCUCACCUCCCGCCUAUGGUCACCGGCGUCCAGGAAGGCACAGUAGCUUCAUUCCCCCUCCGCUUCCGGCACGCAUCAACGUAUAUCUCCCCUCGCAUCGCCCUAGUGGGCGAUGCAGCGCACGUCAUCCACCCGUUAGCCGGGCAGGGCCUCAACCUCGGUCUCGGUGAUGUAGCAUCGCUCUCCAACACGAUCGAAUACGCGGUCAACCACGGGAUGGAUGUCGGCGAUGUCCUCACGCUCGAACAGUACACAGCCGACCGGUGGGCCACCAAUGCUAAGAUCGGCGGGACGUGCGAUAUGCUGCACAAACUAUACAAUGUUCCAGGCCAGGGGCCUGUCGCGUGGGGGCGGAGCGUUGGUUUCGAGAUCAUCGAUCGAUUGCCGUUCUUGAAGGGAUUCUUGAUGAGGAAUGCGGACUCGUGAUCCCAGCGAGACGGGCGAUGAUCUGUUAAGUUUUUCUUGUACAAGUAGAUGUACGUACUUCUUGAGCUAUUGUUGUAUUAAUGUUGUCUUCGUCGGUGUAUUAUACAUGAACAUCAUGGGUAUAGAACCCGUUGGACUUUAUUUCCUCCAUCUCACUUGGGUCAGAAACCUCAGCAAAUCGCACAAGAGCCUAUCCGUAGCCUGGUUCUUAUUUCUUCAAG